This is a messenger RNA of Osmerus eperlanus (European smelt), 944 nucleotides long. Its product is annotated as glutathione S-transferase A-like. The transcript has 6 exons. Bases 140 to 817 code for a protein of 225 amino acids. NCBI's taxonomy places the organism in Eukaryota, Metazoa, Chordata, Actinopteri, Osmeriformes, Osmeridae. The record is from RefSeq and is a predicted model, not a curated record.
UGGGCGGCCCCCAAAUCGAGUUAUAUAACCGGUGUUCAUCCCUAUGGUUCAUCCUCUGCGCUUUCUUGAGUAGGCUACUUGAUCACAAUAAUUUUGUCGCUAUUACCACGGACUUUCUCCAAGCUGUAACUGAAGAAAUAUGGCCAAGAGCAUGACUCUGCUUUGGGGCUCCGGUUCGCCUCCGUGCUGGCGAGUCAUGAUCGCUUUGGAAGAGAAAAACUUGCAAGGCUACAACCAAAAACUGUUGUCUUUUGCGAAAGGGGAACACCGAUCGCAAGAAGUGUUGGACAUUAAUCCCAGAGGGCAGCUGCCGGCUUUCAAACACGGAGACAAUACAUUGAAUGAAUCGUAUGCAGCAUGCAUGUACCUGGAGAGCCAGUUCAAGUCUCAGGGUCAUAAACUGGUCCCAGACGGUGCAGCAGAACAGGCCCUGAUGUACCAGCGCAUGUUCGAGGGGCUCACCCUGAACCAGAAACUAAGUGACGUUGUUUACUACAACCUCAAGGUCCCCGAGGCAGAGAGGCUCGACUCUGCUCUGAAGAGGAACUUGGAGGCUCUGGCCACUGAGCUGACGCUGUGGGAGGGAUACAUGCAGAAGAUGGAAGCGGGAUCUUACCUGGCAGGAAAAGACUUCUCAUUGGCUGAUAUCACAGUUUUUCCAGUCAUCGCCUAUGCUUUCCGCUUUGGGUUGUCUGCAGAGCGGUAUCCCAGGCUGGGUCAGUACAAUGACCUGAUGAAUGACAGACCCAGUGUUAAAACCACUUGGCCUCCACACUGGCUUGAGAGCCCUGGGUCAGGCACCCUCAAGGACCUCUAACAAAUUCACACACCACACACACACACAUAAACAAUGCACUUAAAUAUACUUUUAUAUCACAGUAUAUCUACUGUCUCUUUACUAUGUUUGAAAAUGCUGUUUUAUAAUACUAAAUAAUAAAGUAAUU